Molecule: messenger RNA, 9295 nt
Organism: Alosa sapidissima (American shad)
Lineage: Eukaryota; Metazoa; Chordata; Actinopteri; Clupeiformes; Clupeidae
Product: protein KIAA0100-like
Exons: 39
Coding region: 1102-7875 (2257 amino acids)
Source: RefSeq, a predicted model, not a curated record
GAGUUUGACAACAGUCAAACCAGGAUACAGCCAGGAGACGACGGGCUCUGACUGAUACAGCUAUGCUGCAGCAGGAUGACAGCUGUUUAACUUUGGUGGAAAUUUUCUAAGCCAGCUAAUCUUACAUGAUCAACAAAUCAACGUCCUCUAGGUUGGACGAAAUCGGAGGGCAAACGGCCUUUCUAAGACCUGGGUUGAAACGUAUCAAAUGUAACGUUAGCCCACUGCUAGCUAGGAGUCGGUGUUUUGAAGAACUUGGCAGCUAUUGAUUUUAGCUAGUUACACCCAUCGGUUAUCAAAAGCCGCGAUUCAUUUGAGGCGUGUCUAUGACUGCAUUGCUCUUGAGUCGGGGUGAUGUUGCAUAUCAUUGUCAGCGACUAAUCUGUUUUCAAAACCAGAAGAAACUGACUUGAACAUAAUGUCCAGAGUAGGCUAGACUACAUUAGCGAUAGCUAACUAGUUAGCCAUUACUAUGGAUGUGGGUAAGAAUCAAAUAUUGAAGGCUUGAUUAGGGUGGUCAGCAUAACACUUUUGAUAGCUCUAUAUUGUUUGUCACAGUUUACUUUUCUAUUUCUCUUCAUGUACCACAAUACUGGGGUGCUACCUAACCUAGCUUUUUAGUUUCUGAGCUGAGUGAGCAAGCUAACUAGCCAUUUUCAACCUGUGAAGUUUGAGUUCAAGUAGGUUUUGAACUGGUUGUCGUUUAUGAUUAUUGUAUGGGAGUGUAGGAUAGUUGCUUUGACGGGCUUUGUUUGUGAGCCCCUGCAAUGCACUUUGGCGUAUUGUUGCUUAUAACGGCAAAGGUUAUCAACCGCCUAAAUUGCAACUUGGUGUUUUAAGUUUGAAAUAAUUAUAAAGCACAAUGUGAAACUUCUUUAAGGUAAGCCAAAUGGCAAUAGCCUAGUAGCUCUCUGGAAAAAAAAAAAAAACAGAUGGUGGAGAUUUAAAUCAGGGUAUAACAGGGUGCAUUUAACCACUUUAUGAGGCAGUGACACCUGUAUCGCAGGUGUUGUCCAACGAUUAAAAAGCUGCAUUCACAUUGUAAGAGGUCAUAAAUGUCAGUAAACUGGAUGUAAAACCACCCCUCCACUACACUGAAGAAUGUCUGUCCUGGUGAUUGCACUCCUGGUAUUUCUGGUGCUGGGAAUCCUUGCCAUCAUUUGUUUCAGAUGGAUAGUGUGCAGCCUAGCUGUGCGCCUCUGCGCAAAAGUGCUCAAUGCCGAGCUGAAGAUCAAGUCAGUGGGCCUCUUCUCAGUGAGGGGCAUCAGUCUGCAGUUUCGACCUCAGCACACUCUGGAAAUUGACAAAAUAUGGAUUUCCAGCAAACUGUUAAACCAAGAUUUGCCGAGAUACUUGGCCCUGUGUGUGGGAGAGACCCGCGUGCGAGUCGACCUCUUGGAGCCAGUGACGCCACGGCUCCCACAGACCCCCAAGAAAGACAACGAGGGCAAGUUCCCCCUCAGCCCCUCCACUCUACACUUCUUGUCUCAGUUGCUGUCCCUCCAUAUUGACUCCAUCAAUGUGAUGGUGUUAAACCUGGCCCUGUCUGAGUCACUGUGGCACAUGACUACCACCGGAAUCACUCUGCUGCUCGACCACCAGGCCAAGAGGUUGGCCUGGGAUUUCUCAGUGGGACAGCUCAGCAGUAAAGUGUUAAAAAGCAGCCGCUUGCAGGACACCUGUCUGGCCGAGGUGUCUCUGAGUCUGUCGGUGCUGGGAGACGUGAGUCUGCCGGAGCUGCGGCCGGGCCGGCUGGAGCUGAGUGUGCGGACGUUGCUGGCCGAGCUGCAUGAGGGGCUCUUCCUAAGUCAGCUGCUGCUACCGCCGCCUGGCCCUGCACAAACCAACGCCGUGACCGAGUGUGAGGAGGAUCUGUUCAUCCAGACAGCAGCACUGGACCAGUUCCACCAGCUGCUCCCUCAGAAGGUCAACGUGGAGUUUGAGAACACUAACAUCACCUUAUCCAUGCACAGCCAGAAGAGGCACUUGAACUGGACCCUGAAGUCUCUGAAGGUAGGCUACGGGCGAGAUGACCAACAGCCUCCUCUCAGGAACUUCACGCCAGAGCUGAGCUUCCCCCAGAGUAACCUGGAACUCCUCCUGGAGGACGGGCUUCUCUUGUCCCAGAGCCGGCAGAGAAUCCUCUGUCUCAACACUUUGAAGGCGGUCCUGCAGGUGACCUCGGUGGACAUAUCUGGCUCAGUCACCGUCAACACGUGCAUCAUCCACUACCGCCACCAGGAGUUCUCCCACUGGCUGGACCUCCUCUCGUGGGAACAGCUGUUCCACAGGAAGACUGCUCAGAGGAAAAAGUGUUUCCCACAUCUGGACGCCCCUGUGCUGAUCACCUGUGCCGUGUCAAAUGUAAACGUGUCGGUGCAGCUGGGAGACACGCCUCCCUUCGCUGUGGGCUUCAUCUCAACCAGUGCAGAACUGCGUCACCUCCUAGAGGCGUCCGAGGAUUCAGAGAGCAGAAGCAGCAGCAGAGGGCAGCAGAGAGCCUCGGUGUCCCUGGAUCAUUUCUGGUGGCGUGUGGGUCAGGGCUCUCACAUCCAGCAGGCCCUACACCCCCCAGGGAAACACGUGUGGGGAGAAGCCCUCAUCCUGGACUCCUUCACACUGCAGGGCAGCUGUGGGGAACCGGAGGGCAGGUCGCCUGAGUCGCCCGGCCCUGCCCGGAGUCUGAGCGUGGAGUCCAGUCUGAAGGGGCUGCAAGUGGAGGUGUCGGAGACCUGCGCCCUCUGCCUGUCCCGCCUGCUGUCUCUCUUCAUCCCCAGCGGCACGCGGAAGGCUGCCGUCCCAGUGCCUACUCCCGCAACCCCCUCAACACUACUCCUCAGCCUGGAGCUCAGCCUGGACGAUGUCAACGUGUUCACCCUCUCCAAUGUGGCUGGUGCUGUUGUGUUGAGAGUGGACACAGUCCAUGCCACAGGCUCUGGGGAGAGCUCACGGCUGGCUGUAAAGGGUGUGGCCCUGUCAGUGGUCAAGGUGCUCACGGACAGUGUGGAGCCUUGCUGUCCCGCUGCUGACAUCCCCUGCCCCAUCCUCAGCCUCUCCUCUGUGGCCUCAUCAUAUCACCCUGGCAACCACAGCCUGGAGCUGCAGUGUGAGGAAGCCUUAUCUGUCCAGUGGACUCCAUCAGAUCACAUGUUCAUGUAUCAUCAUGUCACAGAGACCAAAGCCUCCUGGAGCGCUCUGUCCUCAGCACUGAGGCCAUUUGAAGGGCAGGAGCCCAGUGAGGAGGAGGAAGAGGAGAGGAAACAGACAGAGACGGCUGCCGCCUCCUUGGCCGAGAGCCGGACCCUCAGCCUCAGUCUGGAUCUGAAAAGCUGCUCCCUUACUGCCCACGUCGGCGAACAGAACUACAUCCUCCUGCAAGCCGACGUGCUCUCGAUCUCCAAGCAGGCCGGUGUCGUGUGCGGCAAGUCGCCGCGGCUGGUCUUCAACUUCGACGGCAACGACAUCUUCACGUUCUCGGACGCGGAGCUGCAGAUGCUGGAGGAGCUGGAGGAGGCACGUCUGCAGCGCGAGGCCUUCCCCUUCCUGACCACCGCCUCCAACCGCGUCUGGCUCUUCACCAUCCCCAGCCUGGGUGUGGAGUUCCCCUACCAGUACAACUUCUCCAACACCUUUGACAAGGCUAUCAGUGUCCAGAAGUGGCUGAAGACCCUGCACCAGAGCGGCGCUGGCGCUGGUGAUGGUGGGGUCGGCGUUAGCCCUGGCGGAGGUCCCGCGAUCCCGCCUGCUGAGGCCCAGCGCCUGCCCCCGGAUGUGCUCAUUCGGGUCAGCCAGUUCUCCUUCGUCUUCCUGGACGACGUGUUCGAGAUCAAGCUGCGCGACAAUUACGAGCUGAUGAAGGACGAGAGCAAGGAGAGCUCUAAGCGGCUGCAGCUGCUCGACCGCAAGGUGGCUGAGCUGCGCAAGCAGCACGGCGAGCUGCUGCCCGCACGUAAGAUCGAGGAGCUUUACACGUCUCUCGAGCGCAAGCACAUCGAGAUCUACAUCCAACGCUCGCGACGCCUCUACGCCAACACGCCCAUGCGCAAGUCGCUGCUUACCUGGACGGUGGCCGACCUGGAGCUGGUCGUGCUGGCCGACCGGGCGCUGCACGGGCCCGAGCGCGUCCGCGAGCAGCUGAGGGACAUUGACAGCGUCAGUCCCUUCCCCCGGGACGGCCUGCCGUUGGCGGUCCAGUGGUGCCGCGCUAUCAGCUUCAAGCUCUCCGCCUACCUGGUGCGUAUCCGAGACUACCCUCGUUACCUGUUUGAGAUCCGAGAGUGGACCCUGUCUGGACGGCUGGUCGGGGCGGAGCAGGAUGGGCAUCCACGUGCGCGGCGCCGACAGGUGAUACACCUGGGCCAGCCUUGGGGUGAUGUGAACGUCCUGAGGAACAUGCCGCCACUCAAAUUCUACUACGAUGUUCGCUCGGACAUCUCCCUCUACACUAUUGUGUGGGGGCCAUGCUGGGACCCUGCCUGGACUCUGAUUGGCCAGGUGGUGGACCUGCUGACCAAGCCCACGGCGGAUCCGUCCCCCACGCUGGCCUGGUGGGACAAGAGCCGCCUGCUGAUGCACGGGCGCUGGGUCAUGGACAUCGAGCAGGCCAACCUGCACCAGCUCGCCACCGAGGACCCUUACAACACAACGGAAAACAUGCACUGGGAGUGGAUGAAGCUAAACUUUGACUGGAAACCUGGACAGUUUGUCUUCAAGGGAGACCUGGAUGUCAAUGUCAGGACGGCCUCCAAGUAUGAUGACAUCUGUUUCCUGCACCUGCCUAACCUGUGUAUGACCCUUGACCUCCAGUGGCUGUGCCAUGGCAACCCUCACGACCACCACUCUGUGCAGCUGUGCUGCGCGGAGAAUGUGGCCGACGUCACCUCCGGCCAGUCCCAUGAUUCCUACCGGGCCUUCCGCUCUGAGAACCUCAACCUGUCCAUCACCAUGGACCUCAACCAGCACUGCGGCACAGAACCCUGCCAGCCGCGGAUCCUCCUGUACAGCAGCACCCUGCGCUGGAUGCAGAAUUUCUGGGCCACGUGGACCGGUGUGUCCCGGCCCAUCUGCCGGGGGAAGCUCUUCCACAGCCUUAGGCCCGUCCGCAAGAAGCUGGGCCAGCACUACAAGCAGAUGUCCUUCACCGCCGCCUUCCCCCAGCUCCAGGUGCAUUACUGGGCCUCAUUUGCGCAGCAGCGAGGCAUUCAGGUGGAGUGCUCUAAGGGCCGCGUCUUCACCAGAGGAGCCCAGAGACUCAUCCCACAGGCUGGGACGGUAAUGAGGAGGCUGAUCUCGGAGUGGAGCGUGACGCAGAUGGUCAGCGACCUCUCGCUGGUCACCGUGCACCUCAUGGCCUCCACCUGGGACGAGACGGCCGACCACCAGAUCAACGCCCAGGUGAAGAAGACCCACCUGCUCAGCCUGUCCUCCCUCAGCUACCAGAGACAGAGCAACCGUAUGGAGGAGGAGACGAGUUCGAAAGAUGAUAGUAAUGCCCCUUACACACACAAACUGUGCCUGGUGGACCUGCGUGCCUCCUGGACACCCACCAACAGGAACAUCGCCUUCGGCCUGUACGAUGGCUACAAGAAGGCGGCUGUGCUAAAGAGGAACUUGUCCACGGAGGCGCUCAAGGGCCUGAGGAUCGACACGCAGCUGCAGGCCAAGAAGCUCAAGCGCACGGGCUCCACAUACUCGCCCAGCACCGCCCCCUCCACCCCUACCAUCACCCUGCCCUCACGUGCCGACAAGAGCCACUCAGAAGGGACCUCCAUGCUGCAGAGGCUCAUCGAGGAGACUGAUAAGUUUGUGGUGUUCUCAGAGGAGGAGUCGGGUGUGAGCGACCAGCUCUGUGGCAUCGCCGCCUGCCAGACAGACGAUGUGUACAACCGCAACUGGUACAUUGAGCUGGUCAACGGUCAGAUGAUGUUGCGUGGUGCCGAGACGGCCGGCUGUGUUCUGGUGUCUGCAGCGAAAGCCCAGCUCCUGCAGAACGAGCACCACCCAGCCUGGUACAACGACACGCUCAAGCAGAAGACCACCUGGACCUGCCUGCUGGAUGGCAUGCAGUACUUCGCCACCAUGGAGUCCAACCCUUCAGACCAGGAAGACUGGCAGCUCUGGCUAGAGGUGAAGAACAUUGAAGAGCACCGUCAGCGGAACCUGGACUCCGUUCUGGAGCUGAUGGAGAGUGGUCAGGCCGUAGGAGGCAUGGUCAGCACCACCACUGACUGGAACCAGCCGUCUCAGGUGCAGGAGACGCCUCAGGUGCAGCGCAUCAUCUCCCGCUGUAGCUGCCGCAUGUACUACAUCGGCUACAGCCACGACAUCGACCCUGAGCUGGCCACGCAGAUCAAACCGCCAGAGAUCCGCAACGACCACGAGAAAGAGGACCUGCUCAACAAACAGGCUGGUGCUGUGGACACAUUCACGCUCAUCCACCAUGACCUGGAGAUCUCCACCAACCCUGUUCAGUAUGCCAUGAUCCUAGACAUUGUCAACAACCUGCUGCUGCACGUGGAGCCCAAGAGGAAGGAGCACAGUGAGAAAAAGCAGAGGGUGCGCUUCCAGCUGGAGAUCUCCAGCAACCCCGAGGAGCAGCGCAGCAGCAUCCUGCACCUACAGGAGGCCGUCCGUCAGCACGUGGCCCAGAUCCGACACCUGGAGAAGCAGAUCUACAGCAACAUCAGGCAGGACGAGUUGAGAGGCAGUGAGCUGUCGGACAUCAACCUGAAGCUACAGAACCAGCUCAACCAGGAGAAGACGGACCUGCAGAUGAAGAGUGAGGAGCUCAACAUCCUCAUUAGGUGUUUUAAGGACUUCCAGCUGCAGAGGGCCAACAAGCUGGAGCUGCGGAAACCUCCGGAAGACGUGAGCGUGGUACGGCGCACGGAGAUCUACUUUGCCCAGGCGCGCUGGUGCUUGACAGAGGAGGACGGUCAGCUAGGCAUCGCCGAGCUGGAGCUCCAGAGGUUCAUGUACAGCAAGCUAAAUAAGUCCGAUGACACGGCAGAGCAUCUCCUGGAGCUGGGCUGGUUCACCAUGAACAACCUGCUGCCCAAUGCUGCUUAUAAGGUGGUGCUGCGACCCCAGAGCCCAUGUCAAUCAGCACGGCAACUCGCUCUGCGCAUUUUCAGUAAGGUCCGUCCGCCUGUGGGUGGGAUCUCUGUCAAGGAGCACUUUGAGGUGAACGUAGUACCACUAACAAUCCAGCUGAUGUAUCAGUUCUUCAAGCGCAUGAUGGGAUUCUUCUUCCCCGGACGGAACGUAGAGGAGGAGGAAGUGGGAGACGAGGAGGACAAGUUCAGACUGGUCACUACAGGUAUCCCUGUGGUCAAGCCAAGGCAGCUAUCGGAAGAUUCCAUUGCGGGGUUGGGAACAAGUAAAAGUGUGACUCAGGGCCUGAACCGCACAGCAGGUGUGAGGAGAUCAUUCCGCAAACCCCCUGAGCAUCCUGUGGAUGACAUCGACAAGAUGAAGGAAAGGGCAGCCAUGAACAACUCCUUUAUCUACAUUAAGAUCCCACAGGUCCCUUUGUGUGUCAGCUAUAAGGGAGAGAAAAGCAGCGUUGACUGGAAGGACCUGAACUUGGUGCUGCCUUGUUUGGAGUACCACAACAACACAUGGACCUGGCUGGACUUUGCCAUGGCCGUGAAAAGGGACAGCCGCAAAGCCUUGGUGGCUCAGAUGAUCAAAGAGAAGCUGCGUCUAAAGCCGGCCUCGGGCUCGGAGGCGCGGGGGAAGGCCAUGGUAGAGGGCCGACAGACAGACAGCAGCCUGCAGCAGCAGGAGGAGGAGGAUAAGGCCCGGCUCCUCAUCGGCCUCAGCUCGUCCGACAAGAGCUCCAGCAAGAAGAGCAUCUUCAGCCGCCGCAAAUGACCAGUCCAGGCCACAGCAGACUACAAGCGGCCUCCAUCCCAACAGGAAGGACAAGGGAAUCAGCAGACUGGCUUUGUUAAUUACUACUGCCCCUGCCAGUCAAACACCACCACCGCCUGUGGUGGACAGAGCACUGGGCUGCAGACAAUUGGCAGUGCCCCCCACCCCCAAUGUUGAAGACUACUAGUGGGAAAGCAGAGAGCGUCAGAGAAAAUGUUCCCACCACCUCCACCUGUGCUGCCUUCUUAGCUCCAGGCAGGCCAGAGACGCAGUGAUCUCUGCCUCCUAGAGGAACCUCGCCCAAGCCCCCCAACCACCACCACACACACACACACACACACACACACACACACACACACACACACACACACCCCAGGCCCGAGCAGCUCACACCCUGGAGGCGCUGGGCCGGGCACCUGCUGUAGUGUCCAUCAAAGAAUACAGUUUCACCAAGCGUGGCUCUCCAUGUGUGCUUUUUUGUGUGUGCCAUGCCCACCAACCACGACAACAUUUCACUUAAUCACAUUUCAUGACCUACUUCGUGGUCCUCUGCUAAAUGUGUGUUCAAGAAAAGCUAACGGUUAUCAUUGCUGCAUCAGUGGUUAUUGCACAGCUGAAUAGUUAGCGUCGCCUUCUCUUGCAGUUAGAGUGUCUGUCGCUAUCAAAUCCUUUCCUGCUGGUACGGGAGAUGUGAUUCAAUAGAGAAUGAAAUGCUUGUGCUAUACUCAACUCAAAAUUCUCCAUCAGGACCACAACGGUUUUUAUUAUUGAAACAUUUCAGAGAAGCUCUUGUGUGAGCUACUAGCCCUACUAAUACUGUUUCCCCCUGUGCAUUGUUGACAGGUAGGAUGGGUAUUUACAUUUCAAGUAAUGUAAAGUGUUGUGUUCUAUAAAAUGUUGUCCUCUGGAAUAGACUUCUAUUUGUGCUUGGUUCAGAGUCAUUAGUGCUUCUCUGUAUCACCCCAUCUCUGUGCAAUACUGUACCAAAACAAAAACACAUGGAAAAAAACGUUAUUGCAUUGGCUUUAUUUAUGGUGUACUGGCAUAUGUGAUUCAGUCACAUCAGUGUUCCUUGUAAAAGCAUAAAAUUACAUGGCCUGUUAUAAUAAUGUUUUGUAAUUUUAACACAAUGGCACUUUUUUACAAAAAGGAUUUUCACAUAUUUUUGUAACCAUGUGUAUUAUUUCAUUUGUGUACAUUGUGAAUGCGGUGUAACUUGAGAUACUGCUUCUUUAACGCUAUUUCUAUUAAAUAUUCCAGUAAAAGAUUUCAAGACAAAGUAAAUUUAAGCACUAUUUUGCUCACUCAUAUGGACUGUACAUUUUAUUGACCAUGGUUAAUCUGUAUUUUCAGACAGAUCUUGGCACCAUGCAUGUAUCUAAUUGAAAUUGUCAAUAAAAAUAAUGUUAUCAAAUGGCAA